Molecule: messenger RNA, 1407 nt
Organism: Anopheles coustani
Lineage: Eukaryota; Metazoa; Arthropoda; Insecta; Diptera; Culicidae
Product: NADH dehydrogenase [ubiquinone] iron-sulfur protein 2, mitochondrial-like
Exons: 1
Coding region: 1-1407 (468 amino acids)
Biological process (GO): mitochondrial electron transport, NADH to ubiquinone
Molecular function (GO): NADH dehydrogenase (ubiquinone) activity; quinone binding; NAD binding
Source: RefSeq, a predicted model, not a curated record
AUGGUAUUUACAAUGUUCAAUACCGCGGCAAGACACGCCGCUUCGAAUAUUGCUAUAAGCAACAGGCUGCUAAUAAAGGUCGCCUCUGUAGUUAAUUUACAGCCGUCCCGAGGUGCUGGUAAAUGGUUCCCGGAUGAGGAGUUUAUUGGUCAGUUCAAGGGCCCAGUCAUGUACCCGGACCAGGUGACAUCGCGCUGGAAGUUGCCGCCCUGGAACAGCAAGAUUGCGCCGGUAGAGAAGACGGUUCGAAACCUUACUCUCAACUUUGGCCCCCAACAUCCGGCGGCACACGGAGUGCUGCGGUUGGUCCUCGAGCUAGACGGCGAAACGGUGAUGCGGGCGGAUCCGCACAUUGGGCUGCUGCAUCGCGGGACCGAGAAGCUGAUCGAGUACAAAACCUAUACCCAGGCGCUGCCUUACUUCGAUCGUCUUGACUACGUGUCGAUGAUGUGCAACGAGCAGUGUUACUCGCUCGCCGUUGAGAAGCUGCUCAACAUCGAUGUUCCUCUGCGGGCCAAGUACAUACGGGUGCUGUUCGGUGAAAUCACUCGUAUCCUAAACCACAUUAUGGCCGUCGGAACGCACGCCCUCGACAUCGGUGCCCUCACACCGUUCUUUUGGUUGUUCGAGGAGCGCGAAAAGAUGAUGGAGUUCUACGAGCGUGUCUCCGGUGCACGCAUGCAUGCAGCUUACAUCCGUCCAGGCGGUGUGUUUCUGGAUUUGCCGCUCGGUCUGCUCGACGACAUACACGAGUUCGCGGCCAAGUUUGGCGAGCGGUUGGACGAAGUUGAGGACGUGCUGACGACCAACCGGAUCUGGGUGCAGCGCACGGUCGACAUCGGCGUCGUGUCGGCAGAAGAUGCUCUCAACUAUGGCUUCAGCGGCGUGAUGCUGCGCGGUUCCGGCAUCAAGUGGGAUCUACGUAAGGCGCAACCCUACGACGCGUACAAUCUGGUCGAGUUCGACGUGCCGAUCGGCACUAAAGGCGACUGCUACGAUCGCUACCUAUGCCGGGUGGAGGAGAUGCGCCAGUCGCUUCGUAUCAUCAACCAGUGCCUGAAUCAGAUGCCGGCCGGGGAAAUCAAGACGGACGACGCAAAACUGACGCCACCCUCGCGUGCCGAGAUGAAAACCUCCAUGGAAGCGCUUAUUCAUCACUUCAAACUGUUCACGCAAGGAUAUCAGGUUCCACCGGGUGCUACCUACACCGCGAUCGAGGCGCCCAAGGGAGAGUUCGGCGUCUACCUGGUGUCGGAUGGCUCAAGCCGACCGUACCGGUGCAAGAUCAAGGCACCAGGUUUCGCCCACUUGGCCGCGCUCGAUAAAAUCGGUCGCCAUCACAUGCUAGCCGAUGUGGUCGCCAUAAUCGGCACGCUGGACGUUGUGUUUGGUGAGAUCGACCGUUAA